AUGGAUUCUGACCAAACCAACGAAUUCAACGUAAGCUUGAAUUUCGGGAACGACAAGCGGAUCACAGAAACUCAGAACCACGCUAAGAUUGUACUGCUCAAUUAUAAUCCCGUUUCACAACCUCUAAGAAGUGAACCCGACACGUUUCAGGAUGAAAAUAACACUUUUAUCGGAACAACAUUGCAAAGCACGCCCUUUUUGCAGAAGUUACAACGAGACUUUGACCAAACAGAUGAAAAUAUAGACGCAUCUUCACCUACGCAAGGUGAUGCAAACAAGGAAAAUAGGCCUAAAAGCCAUUAUGUGUUCCGCAAGACAGAUUCAAAAGGUCAUAGCAGGAAUCAUAUAGAUAUAGCCGACGAUUCGCCCAUGGACGCUCUCAAAGAUACACAGAUUAUUGGACUUUCUAAAGAAACCCAGGCUGACAAUAAAGACACACAGGUGAUUCCAGUACCGACAGACACCCAAAUCAUUCAUGCUACCCUGAACACGCAGGUUAUAUAUCAUCGAGCUCUUGCAGAUACUCAAGUUAUCCAGAGCCCUCAUAAGCCUCAAGAGACGCAGGUUGAUGAACCCAUUUCUUCGUCUCCACAAGUUGUUUUUGCUGAAGCAGAAAUUGAACGUUCCCCCGAAGGAAAGUUUGGUAACCUUGAAAUCAAAGACCUGGUAGAAGACAAUGUUGACGAUAAAACCACUAGAAACUCACAAAUGGAUGAUAAAACUGAAGAAGCAUUUCUUACCUUUUCCAACGAUACCCCCAAACUCAACUCCGAGGAAAAGCCUGAUAAUCUGAAAGAAGAAAACAAUUUCAUUCUAGGGCCUCUUACAUCUCCCAUAUCUCAAUUUACAAAGAGCACUGUUCAAAUACCUGGGACUGUUGAACGUCUUCAACCACAAACACAGGUGGUUCAUACCCAAGAAGAGUUCAGUGAGCCCGUCGAACCAAUUGAAGAAAAGGAUGGUAUUGAGUUUGUCGACACCGACGAAGAGGACGUGUUUAUGUUGUACGACGAUAGCAUUCUUGCCCAUCGAAUGAAGGUCAAACGGCAACUAGAACAAAAUAGCAGCCCUUCGAAGAAGGAGGUGAUUGCCUCCGCCACUGUGGUGGAAAAUGAAGAAGAUAUGUCUGUUCUUCCCAGUAAGAGACAGAGACGUAAUGUGGUUGACUCUCAGUCACAGCAACCGUUGUCUUCGUCACUGAGACCCAUUUCUCAAUCGUCAAACACUAUACUUCGAAAUGAAGCCAACACUGAGAUACAGGACAUUGAUGUGGUUUCCAAGAAUAGCGUCUGGGCAAACUUCAAGUUCAAAAUGUAUCCCGGGACUAUUGUGUCUACGGGGAAAGAAAAGCUGGAGGUUUUGUUUGAAGAAGGGUGUUUUGAUAUCGAUAAUGGCGAUUUAUUCCCUAUGGACAUUAGAGUCGGAGACACCAUAAAGAUCAAGGGGUCUACAAUCCAGUACUUAACAAGUGGAUUGGGCCAUGAACCCUCCCAGUCGGGAACUGGGAUAUGCUGUGUUAGAGGUUACAAUCAGGUCUACAUCAAGAAGAAUAGUAAAACUCGGAGAGCCAAUACUGCUGAAUCGCAAGUGCGGCUAUCAGCCAUCUUCAUGGAGUUGGAGGAUUGGUACCAGCAUCAGCUGAGAUUUACCAUCAACUUGGCUGCAGAUAUAUUCACUGAUAGUAUCACCUCAAUCAUAAAUGACAAUAUGCGGACUCCCACCAGAUCACGGCAUACCCAGGAAAUUAAAGCGAGUCCCCGAGGAAGACUCAGGACUGACAAAGGUGUAUUUUCCAACUGCCUCUUUUGCAUUACUUCAUUGAAUGAAGAUACCAAGGGCCAGUUGAUAAAAAUCAUAUAUGCUAAUGGAGGAGAUGUAGUGGAAGAUGGGUUUAUGGAACUAUUUGAGUACCGAAGGAAGAACAAGUUGGAGCUAGUGUUAAGAGACAAGGAAUCUGAAGACCUUCAGUUUGUGGCGUUAAUAUCUAAUGGUAUCUCUAGGAGUUUCAAGUAUCUUCAGACGGUAGCUUUAGGCUGGCCCAUUCUUUCAGAAACAUUUAUUUUUGACACCGUUGAAAGAAACCAACUCAUCAACAGCUGGCCAGCAUAUUUACUAGGAGCGGGUCACUCCAGCAGAAUAGGAGGUGUAAAGAGCUUGGAUAUCCACAAGUUCCAACAAUCGUAUGAGAAAGGCUUGCAAUUGCGCAACCAAAUCAAUCUUAAUGGACAUCUACUUAAGAAAUACGUGGUGAUAGGCUUGGAAAAUAAAGCAAACAAAAAGGAGACAGUACCCUUUGAGUUCAUCAUGUACGCAUUCGGGGUGAAGAACCUUGUGUUCAAACCAUCUACAAAAGAAAUACUAAAGUUCAUCAAAAACGGUGGGAUCGACCCUGAGCAUAUCUUGAUCUACGACAACUCCAACACUCAUACCCAAGCACUUGAGAAUUAUAAGGUUAUUGACUGGGAGUGGGUAGUUCAGAGUUGUAUCAGCACCCACAUCUGGACCUUUUGA
Yamadazyma tenuis ATCC 10573 is the source of this 2511-nucleotide messenger RNA. RefSeq names its product chromatin-binding protein (gene RAD9). Gene Ontology annotation, molecular function: histone binding. Gene Ontology annotation, cellular component: nucleus. Gene Ontology annotation, biological process: DNA damage checkpoint signaling; positive regulation of transcription by RNA polymerase II. NCBI's taxonomy places the organism in Eukaryota, Fungi, Ascomycota, Pichiomycetes, Serinales, Debaryomycetaceae. The record is from RefSeq and is a predicted model, not a curated record.